This is a messenger RNA of Carcharodon carcharias (great white shark), 2382 nucleotides long. RefSeq names its product prestin-like. Bases 1 to 2382 code for a protein of 793 amino acids. Gene Ontology annotation, molecular function: oxalate transmembrane transporter activity; chloride transmembrane transporter activity; bicarbonate transmembrane transporter activity. Lineage: Eukaryota; Metazoa; Chordata; Chondrichthyes; Lamniformes; Lamnidae. Gene Ontology annotation, biological process: transmembrane transport. The record is from RefSeq and is a predicted model, not a curated record. Gene Ontology annotation, cellular component: membrane. The transcript has a single exon.
AUGUUAAGAAAGGAGAGGAAGACCAAUAAACUGAAGAACAUGUUGGGAAGUUCAGAGUCAUUUUGGUCAAGUGACACAAUUCCAGAUCCAUCGGGUUCAAACAUCCCUCUGGUCAGAACUGACAGGACUUCCAUUUAUAACACAAGAACACCACAGAGAGUCUCAUUUACCACUGACAUUCCUUAUUUUCACCGCAUCGAUAAGUGCAAUGAAGAAAAGGUGUGUGAAUAUGAAAGAAAGGCAUCUGAACUAACUUUACCAGUUUCAUAUAAUUUAAAGAAAUUAUUCCGGCGAGUUUUUCCUUUUUUAAGAUGGUUUCCCAGGUAUAGACUGAAGGCAUGGUUUAUUGGAGACCUGCUAUCUGGAAUUAGUGUGGGUCUACUGACCAUCCCCCUGUCCCUUGCUUUUGCAGUCUGUGGUGCACAGCCACCUAUUAAUGGCCUCUACACUAGUUUAGUUACCACAGUCUUAUAUUGCUUGCUUGGCACAACAGAACACCAGUCCUAUGGAGCAUCUGCAUUCACUGGUCUUCUCAUUGCUAAGAGUUUAAGUCAUAAUGAAACUCAAGAACUUAAUUCUGACAGCAACUGUACUCCAACGUGUUCGCGAGAACUUUAUGUGAUCACUCUCACCUUUGUUUCUGGAAUUAUUUUAAUUUCUAUGGGAAUUUUUCGCCUCAGUUUCCUAAGAACAUACAUCUCCAAGCCUGUUAUAAAUGGUUUCAAAGCUGGAACAGCUUUGCAUUUAUUAGCCAUUCUCCUGACUUUAAUACUUGGUAUAGAUCCGUCAAUUCAUCACGGGCCUUUAUCACUUAUCUAUAGUUGCAAGGUCAUAAUUGAAAAUAUUAAUAAAACACACACUGCCUCAGUGAUUGCUGGCUUAGCCACUUUGGCACUCUUGGUGCCUUUUAAAAUAAUAAACUCAAUUUAUAGCAGGCAUCUCAUACCUAUUGAGUUUAUCGCACUAGUUGCUUCCAUUUGGUUGUCAUUCUGGUUGGAACUAGAGGACAGCCAUAAUCUCAGGUUGAUCAAUAAUCAUCCAUUUAUUUUACCAAGACCUAGUCUUCCUUCUUUCUCUUUAAUCUCCAGUGUUGUUGCAGAUUCAGUUGCUGUUGCUCUGGUGACAUUUGCGGUUAGCAUUUCACUCGGGAGAGAAAACUCCAAAAAACACAACCAAAGUUUUCGCCCACAUCAAGAGACAACAAUUUUAGGACUUUGUGACCUGCUACUCUCAUUUCUGGGUGCGUUUGCAGCUUCUGGGGUUUGGGAACAAACAGUGGUACAAGAAAAAACCUGGGGUCAAACCCAGGCUGCCAGUUUGGUGGCAGCAAGCCUCUGUCUUACAGCUCUGCUUUGUGCAGACACCCUGCUUCCGCUGGUGCCCAAAGCAGUUCUUGGUGCUAUUGUCAUUUCAAAUCUGGGGUGUUACUUCGAGUUCUUCUGGAAGUACUGUUUUUCAUGUAAGAAGAAUAAAUAUGAGUUUGUGGCUGGAAUUACAACAUUUGCAGCAGUUUGCAUCCUAGAUAUAGAUAUUGGUUUAGGUUUUGGCAUACUUUUCUCAAUCUUACUCACUCUACACAGACUUCAGAAGCCAUCUAAUGCCAUUUUAGGCCAUAUUCCCAACACUGAAAACUACAUAGAUUUGUCCAUUGAGAAAACUGCCAAAGAAGUAGUUGGAAUUAAAAUUAUAAAAACAUUUGAUUCUAUUUAUUAUGGGAAUGUUGAUUUUUUACUGUCCUGGAUAAAACUUAAAGUGAAUUGUUAUCUUCAGUCUGGUCAGAGUUUGGGAAGUGAUGAGGAAUUAUACAGUGUGGAGGAUAAAUAUCACAUGUUACAGGAAUCUACACAAUUCACUGCAUUGGAUGAACAUGCUUUGAGACGAAUAAACCAUACUGCAUUAUAUAGACGUAAAAUAUCCAAACAAACUGCAGAUGUUCACACUAUAAUUUUGGAUUGUGGAUCAGUGAGUUUUGUGGAUGAUGAAGGAGUAAAUGCUUUGAUUUAUCUGUCUGAGCAAUACCAAAGAAUAGGAGUUGGCUUUAUCCUUGCCAGUUGUUCAAGUGCAGUUCUGAAGAGUCUACAAGAACAUAGUUACUUCAAAUCAACAAGUCAAAGCCUUAAUUUCAGCAGCAUCCAUGAUACUGUUUUAUUUGUCCUGCAACAAACAGCAGAAAGAAAUCAGAGUCUGCAAGGAUCUGAAAACAUUCUUGAGACAAACAGUGAAAUACUAACUGAAUGUGACACGGUUGAAAUUCAGACAGACACUAACAACAGCACAAAUGCAGAACUUUGUCAAAUGGAAAGAGGUGAAACUGUUUCCCAUCAGAGGAGUGGUUCAAAAUCAAAAAAUCAAAGAAUAAUUGAAUAUGAGACAGCCUUGUAA